CUCCUUCCAAGAGCGUGUAGAAAUGGGUUAACGUGUAUCGCUGUUUUAAUGUAUUUUGGAAACUGAAAGUUUUCAAGAAAAAUUCGUGCUUCCGCGCCGAUUUCGCGAGGACGAUAUUUUCAUCUUGGGAUUAGCUGUUAUUGUCGGUUUAUUAAGACGGGAAUUGAAUGUUCGGCCGACAUUAAAUUCGAAGAUAAAUGUUGCCGAACGCAUCAAACGCUGUGAUUCUUUUUGUAUUUGAUAACGAGCUUUUAAGUAUAACAUAAGUGUUAGGAUUUAUUGUUAGUAUUCAGGUUUAUUUUUAUUUUAUUUUUAAAGAAAUCGUUAAAAUGUCUGUCACCUACGCUCAACGAGGUAGACCACCUCCUACGCCAGCCCAAAUCCAAAAAAUGUUGGAUGAAAACAGUCAUCUUAUUCAAACGAUACAAGAAUUUCAAAGUAAAGGAAAAUCUCAAGAGUGCAUGCAGUAUCAGCAAAUACUGCAUAGAAAUUUAGUUUAUUUAGCAUCUAUUGCGGAUGCCAAUCAAAACAUUCAAGCGCUACUUCCUGCACCUCAAGGUAUAUCUAAUGGACCACAACACAAUAUGAUGGCACUUCAAGGCCCACCAAAUGUUUCUGCUUCAGCUGGCCCUGGAGGAGAAAUUCCUCCCAAUACCCAACAAACAUUACCAAUGUCUGGUUUUAAUCAGGGACAGCCCAUGCCGCAAGCAGGCUACCGAGGACCUGUUAUGCCUGGUCAAGGACCAGCUAUGAAUCGACCACCAGCUGGCCCUGGACCUCAACAAUAUAGAGGCAAUCAACAAGGAUAUCCACCGCAACAGCCACCUCAACAAGGUUAUCAUCCACCUUACAGUAAUCAAGGACCAACAGGAAAUUAUCAAGGACCACAAGGGAAUAAUUACGUGCCUGGUCAACCAAAUCAAUAUGGACCACCAAAUGCACCUCAACAACAGGGCUAUUCUGCAUCCAAUCAACCAAACUAUGGACCUCCUCCGACUACCGUAAAUAACUACGGACCUCAACCGGGUGGUUAUCCACCUCCCACUACGAAUCAACCUCCUACGGGAUAUGGGCCUCCGCCUCCAAAUCAGCAAGGGUAUCCACCUUCUAAUGCUUCUCAGCAAAACUUUCCAUCAACAGGACAGCAACAGCAGCCUGGCCAAUAUGGAAGUCCAAGUCCACAACCAAACUAUCAGCAACCCCCUGCGCAAGCUCCACCACCACAAAAUGCAUAUAAUCCAAAUCCUCAAUCUGGAAACUAUCCUCCACCAUCGUCGCAAGGAUACUCGAAUAAUGUUCCGCCUCAGCAACAAUAUCCACCCCCACCUACGUCGAAUGCUCAACCACCUCAACCUGCACCUCAGGCUCCCCAAUCGGGUCCGCCACAACCUAAUUACGGUAGUCAACCAAGUCCAGGUCCUGGUAGCGGACCAACCCAGUAUGGACCAACAUCUACCGCACCUCCAUUUAGCGGUGCAGCAGCGAGCGGUGCCAAUACUUAUGCUCAAAGUAGUCAGCCCACGUGCACACCAUCUGCUUCUACUCAAACUUGUACCCCAAAUAAUCCACCUCCACCAACGUCUCAACAAGGGAAUUACCCUCAGCCAACGCCACCACCAAAUUGGGGUACUCCCGUCCAGUCCUCGCAUCAACCACCACAUCCACCGCCUCAUCAUCCACCUCAUCCACCUCCACAUCAGCCACCUCAUCAGUCUUCUCAUCCAUCCCAUCAACAACCUUCACCACAUCCAUCGCAUCAGCAACCAUCUCCGCAUCCACCGCAUCAACAACAUCAGCCACCUCCACCUCAUCAAUCUCCUCAUCCAUCUCCGCACCAAUCCCCGCAGCAGGCCCCUCCUUCUCAAACUCCACCACAACCACAACAGCAACAACAGUCACCUAGUCCUGCACCAACAAGCUUUCAACCUUCCGCUGGGCCACCGCAAGGACCCGGAGGGCCACCGCAACCUCAGCCUCCAAAUGCCUAUGGCCCACCACCCCAAUCCCAUCCCGCAACUACGCAAACCUAUGUUCCCCCGGCACCUGGUGGUCAACCACAAGUUUAUCCACCCCAUCCUCCUCAACCAAGUCAGCAUUACGGUCAUCCACAGUAUCCUCCACAGAAUUAUCCGCCACCAUCCGCUGGUCAAGGAUAUGGUCAAUAUCCACCACGACCACCGGCUGGUCACAUGCCUCCACCUCCAGGCCCCCAAGGUCCUCCUCCUAAUCAAUAUGCUGGCUAUGGUUACCAGCCACCUCCACAAUAAAAAAGGAGAAUUGUACUUGUGCGAUUUAAUAUUAAACUAAUUUUACUUUUAUGAAAUAAGGA
Ceratosolen solmsi marchali is the source of this 2329-nucleotide messenger RNA. RefSeq names its product basic salivary proline-rich protein 1. The record is from RefSeq and is a predicted model, not a curated record. Gene Ontology annotation, molecular function: transcription coactivator activity. The transcript is spliced from 5 exons. Gene Ontology annotation, biological process: positive regulation of transcription by RNA polymerase II. Bases 330 to 2267 code for a protein of 645 amino acids. Lineage: Eukaryota; Metazoa; Arthropoda; Insecta; Hymenoptera; Agaonidae. Gene Ontology annotation, cellular component: nucleus.